AAACUCAUCAUAUAAUCUAUGUUUCCUCUAAUGAUAAGGACUCUCGUACAAGCAAAUUUUUAUAUGAUUUAUCUCUUAUCAUAAGAAACGUAUAAGAUUAUUUUAGGUGAAGUUGAAGGAAUUUUUAUAAGAAUGAAGCCAUGCAUGACGGCUCUAAGACAAGUGAUUCAACCAUUGUUGAACUUCCACGGAAACAUGGUUGAUGUUCCGUUUUUCCGGCGAAAAGACAAGGUUGUUUUCGUUAUGGGCGCCACCGGAACCGGCAAAUCUCGUCUAGCCAUUGACCUAGCCACUCGUUUCCCGGCGGAGAUCGUAAACUCCGACAAGAUUCAAGUCUAUAAUGGUCUAGACAUCGUGACAAACAAAGUCACUCCUGAGGAAAGCCUUGGCAUCCCUCACCACCUCCUCGGCACCGUCCACGACACUUACGAAAAUUUCACGGCGGAGGAUUUUCAACGGGAAGCGAUCAGGGCCGUUGAGUCAAUUGUCCAGAGGGGCCGUGUCCCGAUCAUAGCUGGUGGUUCCAAUUCUUACAUCGAGGCUCUGGUCAACGAUUGCGUUGACUUCCGGUUAAGGUAUAAUUGUUGCUUCCUGUGGGUCGACGUCUCUAGACCGGUUUUACACUCUUUUGUCUCGGAGCGAGUCGAUAAGAUGGUUGAGAUGGGUCUCGUCGACGAGGUUCGCCGCAUCUUCGAUCCGUCUUCAUCGGAUUACUCCGCUGGAAUCCGACGUGCCAUCGGAGUUCCAGAGCUCGACGAAUUUCUCCGGGCGGAGUUACGGAAUUAUCCGGCGGAGACGACGGAGAGACUUCUUGAAACGGCGAUCGAGAAAAUUAAAGAGAACACUUGUUUGCUUGCGUGUCGACAAUUGCAGAAGAUUCAGAGGCUUUACAAGCAGUGGAAAUGGAACAUGCACCGUGUCGACGCUACGGAGGUUUUUCUCCGACGAGGAGAAGAAGCCGAUGAGGCUUGGGAUAACUCAGUGGCUCAUCCGAGCGCACUCGCCGUCGAAAGGUUCCUUAAUUACAACGAUGACCACCAUUUAGACGGUGCCGAUAUUCUCCUACCUGAGAUCUCUGCCGUUCCACCUCUUCCAGCCGCCGUGGCGGCGAUUUCCCGGUGAGGUUAAACAAAAAGGAACAAAUCAA
This is a messenger RNA of Arabidopsis arenosa, 1147 nucleotides long. Lineage: Eukaryota; Viridiplantae; Streptophyta; Magnoliopsida; Brassicales; Brassicaceae. The record is from the annotation of a GenBank genome assembly.